GUAGAGGAGAGGAGAGGUGAAGCAGCAGGUCGCUGCCACUAAAUCAGAUUAAUGGGCAAACUGGAUUGUGACGUCAGGGUUUAAAACUGCGGGCAGCGGCGUCUCGCGCUGCUCGAGCUGAAGCGGCGCUGCGCGCGCAGGAAGAAGGCUCGAGCUCCUCUGACUGUCUCACUGACUCUGCACGGGCAAGCAUGACUCCACCAACAACACCAACACCAUAGAGCGGCUCCUCCAGAGACAAGCCUCCAGCCAUGGCCUCCUAUUUGGAGAUACUUGAUGAUGACCAAGGUCAUGAGUUGAGUCUUUUUUGUGUACCUAAACACUAUGAAGAGGACUUGGACAGUGUUAUAAUUCCCAAUGGUCUUAUUAAAGAUCGGACAGAGCGGUUAGCCAGAGAUAUUGUUCGUGAUAUGGGAGGACACCACAUCGUGGCGCUGUGUGUGCUGAAAGGAGGAUAUAAAUUCUUUGCAGACCUGAUGGAUUACAUUAAGGCAUUGAAUCAGAACAGCGAUAAGUCUGUGCCGUUGACUGUGGAUUUCAUUAGGCUAAAGAGCUACUCAAACGAUCAGUCAACAAACUGUGUGAAGGUUAUUGGAGGAGAUGAAUUGUCUGCUCUUGCUGGAAAGAAUGUGCUCAUAGUUGAGGAUAUUGUUGAGACCGGGAGGACUAUGGAAACACUGCUGUCCUUAUUAAAUGAAUGUAAUCCCAAAAUGGUCAAAGUGGCCAGCCUUCUAGUGAAAAGAACACCAAGAAGCUCGGGAUAUCGUCCUGAUUACAUCGGGUUUGAGGUUCCUGACAAGUUCCUGGUGGGCUAUGCUUUAGACUACAAUGAAUAUUUCAGGGACCUUAGUCACAUCUGUAUACUAAGUGACAGAGCAAAAGAGAAGUAUAAAGUAUGAAAAGAAUCCAAAGUGCUGGAUGACUGAAGACAGAGAACCACUGUGACUCCUCCAUGCUGGUUUGGUUAUGAAGAAUUAUUUUUCUACAUCCUACAUGUUUUAUUAAAGGAAUGUGAACUCAUGCAAUGCAGAUCCAAUUAAGAAAUGACCUCUCAUGGUGCUGGAGAGAAACAGAACGCCUGGAAUACAAGUUAUGGUUUUGUUCAGAAUGAAUAGGCCUAGUUUUGUUUUGUUUUGUUUUAAUAGGUUAUAAAUAUCACAACUAUCAUCGUCCUAGAUGUUGUUUUAUGUAUCUUUUUAUUUAUUAUUUUGAUGGAGGCCUUAGAUGUACUUGAACAUUUUGUGUUAUAAAUGGCACUUUUUCUGUGACGUGGCUGUCUCAGACUUUUAGGUCCAGAGACAGAAUGAAAAGUAAGACAUUUAUUUGGAGUUACUAAGGCGGUGCAUGACUGUACAAUUUGUUGUGAUAUAUAAUAAUAAAUAUGUACAGUGUUUUAAUCAUGUACUGACAUAAAGAAUGUAAAACUGUGUGUUGUGUGUGAUGCUGGGAUGUUUUGGUAUUGCCACCAAGCUUUCCUGAAUUACUGCAAUAAAAUAACACCAAUGUA
Messenger RNA from Astyanax mexicanus (Mexican tetra), 1507 nucleotides. RefSeq names its product hypoxanthine phosphoribosyltransferase 1, like (gene hprt1l). Gene Ontology annotation, biological process: IMP salvage; hypoxanthine metabolic process; GMP salvage. NCBI's taxonomy places the organism in Eukaryota, Metazoa, Chordata, Actinopteri, Characiformes, Acestrorhamphidae. Bases 252 to 899 code for a protein of 215 amino acids. The transcript has 9 exons. Gene Ontology annotation, molecular function: magnesium ion binding; hypoxanthine phosphoribosyltransferase activity. The record is from RefSeq and is a predicted model, not a curated record.